Anopheles maculipalpis is the source of this 909-nucleotide messenger RNA. RefSeq names its product RPII140-upstream gene protein (gene 140up). The record is from RefSeq and is a predicted model, not a curated record. Gene Ontology annotation, cellular component: mitochondrion. The transcript has 3 exons. Lineage: Eukaryota; Metazoa; Arthropoda; Insecta; Diptera; Culicidae. The coding region runs from base 1 to 909 and encodes 302 amino acids.
AUGCAAUCCAGGAUACUACUGUGGCGGAAAUUCCGCAAAAUUUGCGUCCCGGGUAGUAUCGUGUCGGCUGGACUGUUGCCAUUCACCGCGAACGAUCAUGAUCAGAUUAAAAUUGACACCAAAACCGUACAGAGCAUGUACGAGGAGGCGCCCGGUGAUAAACAAACCGGCAUGGAGCGGUUACAAAUGAUGUUUACGAUUGAUGAAUUUGGUCGUGUUUCGAGCGAGCUUAAUUCCAUCUACCAAGCCGGUUUUGUUGGUUUUCUGUUCGGUGCCUGCUACGGUGGGUUCGUUAAUUCACGCGUCGCGUACAUGAACUUUCUCGAACGUAACCAGGCAACGGCGUUUCAGUCUAGCUUUGAGGCGAAGAAAAAGUUACAAGACCAGGUUACGCUUAACUUUGCCAAGGGUGCAUUCCGAUGGGGUUGGCGAUUGGCACUCUUUACCACGAGCUACGUUGGCAUCCAGACGAUGGUUUCGGUGUACCGGGGAAAGUCCUCGCUGUACGAAUACAUGGCUGCCGGUAGCGUUACGGGUGCUAUGUACAAAUUUAGCAUGGGUCUCCACGGGAUGGCAUCCGGUGGGCUGGUGGGCCUGGUACUCGGCGGUCUAGCCGGUGGUCUUUCGCUUGGGAUUAUGCGUGCGACCGGCACUACGAUGGAGGAGGUACGAUUCUGGCAGUACAAAUGGCACACGAACCGGGACCAGGUUAUACGCGAUUCACUCAAAAAGCAAACCGAUGUGGAGGAGGAACCACUGCUAAAACAUCACCACAGCAAGUUCGGAACGGCCAAUAUCGAUCUCGAGGCAAUCGAAGCGGAAAAGCGAAAAAUUCAACUAGCGGUCGAGCGGGAAACGCUCAUGAAGAAGCUGGAACAAGAAGAACAAGCGGAAGUGAAGGGGAAAUAG